GCUACACUCAGUGAGUAAAUUAUAUUUAUGUGGAUUGCCUGUAAUAAAUGCAAUGACAUUUCAUUGACUAUGGACUGUAGCAGAAUGAAUGAUGUGAUAUGACAAAAUAAAAUGGCCGAAUCAAGUAACAGUCACUGCUUUGAGUGAAGUUUGAGAUUUGAGAUUGUGCAGUUGUAGAGAUGAAUGUGUUGGUGUAACUACAUUUAUCAUAUACUACGGUUGUAUUGUACUGGAUAGAAUUCAACCAAAUCGUUCCGUCAGUAUUAUACAACAGUUUCACAUGUUGACAAAUCGAACACGUUAAACCUUAACGCCUCAGACUAUUAUUAUAGCGCCUGAAAACACUGUAUAAUGUUUUAACUGAAAUUCAGACAGACACAACUAAUUAGGUUUCAUAUGAUUCGUUUCUAUGAGCUAUGCUUUGAAAUAUUUUAGAAUCUUCUUUUUCGCAUAAUAUAAGUGUCCCCGAGAUAGUAGUCUUAACGUCUGGAAGGUUGAGUGGGCUGGAAAACAAAUGUUAAGAUUUGUAUGAUCCAACUUUGAUACAUGUGGUAUGCUCAAGCUGUAUAUGUAGAAGAAUUGACGUCGUUUCGUCACAUGUUUAAAACAGAAUAUUUUCACUUGCGUUCUAAAACGGCAUAUUAUGAUAAUGAAAGACGAUCUAACAUUCGUAUCCCAUACUGAAAAUGCCUGAAAAUGCUUCUAGAACUAGUCUCACUCAAUAUUUGCAUCAUAUUUAUGAUAAUGAUAUACAAUUUAAAAUUUGUGAUGAGGGCGUAUCAAAUAUUGAAAAGGGAGUUGUUUCUAUAGUGCAAUACAUAGCAACAUACGCACUAGAACGAUGUCAAGAAUACGUUCAACGACGCCUAGAUUCUACUUUUAUGAAAAAGAUAAAAGACUGCAAAAGUGAAAUUAUUGGCGUCGGGAGCUUUUAUGAAAGAACGAAAAAUGGAUUUCCUGACGAAUUUGACUUCCUAUUUCCUAUUUGUACUUUAGAAACUGAUGGUCAGUGUCAUAACUGGGCCCUCAGGUUUACUUUCGAAUACAUUCAUUACGCAAUCUUCAGAUUUUCCGAGCAUAUCGACGAACAUAGGAAGGAGCUUCCGUAUAAUGAAUGGGUAAUCUUCAAACGUUUAGUUGAAAGAAGAGGACCAUCCUCGAAACUCGAAUUCCUUUACAAGAAAUGUAAAGAUGGCGCAAAAGAAACACCGUUGCAUGUAGAUUUGGUUCCGUGUAUUAAAAUAAUUUUUUCUCCAAUAGACAUAUAUAAAAAUGAUUUCAUUCAGGGAUCUCUGCUCUGUAAGAAAUUUGAAAGAGAUGUAUCAUUGACAAACAGUUUCGUACUUGUAGAUCACGAGCACCCGGUCUCAUUUGCCGAGACGGAGGUAAGAUUUAUGAGAGAAGUCCUUUCAGACAAACACAGAAAGGUUUACAGACUACUGAAAUUUCUUCUAAAUGGAAAAGGGGAUAACGAAAAGCUCCGUUCUAAAUUUCGCGUAAAAGGAUUAUGUUCUUAUUACAUUAAAUGUGUAAUGAUAUACCAUCAUUUUAAAUGCGGUACUGAAAAUGAUAAUGAAGAAGCACUGUGCGUUCUUACUGUAUUAAGAGACUUGAAAUGUGACUUAGAAAAUAAACAUGUCACACUAUUAACCCAUGUCAAAAACGUAGACAAAUACAUAUCCACUACUGAAGCGUUAAAGAAAGUACUUGGGCAUCUUGAAAAAAUACAGAAAUCGUACAAAGAUAGAAAUUUGAAUUUAGAAUCAGCCGCAAAAUUACAAUACCAUAGGCUAGAAAAAGAAGUGCAACAGAAUAUCAGAGAGGAGAGAAUCAUUGAAUGCGUAGUUUGUUGUGUGCGUCAAGCAGUAUUUUUCUGCGGAACAUACUUUAAAAUCCGCAGUCAAUGCAGCACAUGCCUCGGAAGAUACCUCAAAAUAUGCAACAUACACUGCACAUGCUGCGAGAGCUGUGAAGUACGCCACGAGUGUAUAUUUAUAAUUAAGUAUUUAGCCUGUAUCUGUAUGUGCGUGAUUGCAGUCGUUGGGAUAAUUUAUUUAUUAAUAAUUUAUUAAUUUAUUUCGUGAUAUAGUAUUUAGAUAAUGCAUAAGUAUAUAACUAAAAGUUAUGCAUUUAGCGAUCACUUUCUUGCCCUCGUAACUUGGCAUAUAUGAAUCAUACUGUCCUUUCGUGUGUUUGUGUGUGCGUCCGAUAGUGUAAAAUCUUGUCCGUGCUGUAACAUUCAUAGGAGGAUUUGAAAAUAAAGUUAACCAUAUUCAGGUGUUCGCGCAUAUGGCCCGGAUCUCUAAGGCCAAGGUUACAAUGUGGUGUGACUGGUUAUCGUGUACGGAUCAUAUGGAGGGAUUUUGUUCAUCUAAUCCCAGGAAUGUGAGGUGUCAACGAUCCGGACCGCUUGGAUCUCUAGGAUCAAGAUCAAGGUCACAAUUUGACAUAUCGGUUUUCUACAUGCGGUCAUUAUUUUUGUUUUUGUUAUACAUAUAUGGAUUUAAAAGUCAGUUUGUGCAAAUAACUAUUUUAGCCUGAAAAUAUGCCAUGGGCAUGAUCCCGGUCCCUCGGGUCAUGGUCAUUAUGUACAUUUUUUAUCUUUUUUGCACAGACAACUGUAGCAUUCUUGGGCAUGCUUCGGGGCAUUUGUCACUAAUACUGACAGCCCUUAUUUCUACAGUGUAGACUUUUAUUUGAUCUUACAACAGAAUAAAAGAAACUUAAAAUAAACAAAAAAAAAUUGA
This is a messenger RNA of Mercenaria mercenaria, 2747 nucleotides long. RefSeq lists its product as uncharacterized. The record is from RefSeq and is a predicted model, not a curated record. NCBI's taxonomy places the organism in Eukaryota, Metazoa, Mollusca, Bivalvia, Venerida, Veneridae. The coding region runs from base 687 to 2072 and encodes 461 amino acids. The transcript has 3 exons.